UGUCCCAAGACCAGAAAAACGUGCUGCAAAUACCUCACAAUAUGUAUUGUAUGGAAGCAAAUAAUUAUUUAAAUAUAUAAAUAUGAAUUAACAGUAGAAAUGAUUUAAAAAUUAUUAUAAUCUCAUGAUCUGGUAUGUACCAGAUGAAAAGACAAGUUCGGGGGUCCCUCUCUCACUUCGUCUCGCUCCUCUCCUACUCCGUUAGACGAAGACAAAGACGAAGGAAGACAGCAGCCACUACCCACCCAUCUGCUCCUCCGCUCCAACCUCCGUCGGAAUUCCUCGCCGUUUCCUCAAUUCCGAAGAUGUCACAGUUGAUCACUCGUCGUCGGGGUGUGACCAAUGCGCCUCCUGCAUUUUCAGCACCUACUGCUUCAGCCGUGAGUGCUCCAUUGAUUGGGGAGCCUACAUCCCUUACUGAGGCUACUCCUAGGGCAUCCCAGGUGCCUGCAUCAUCGACGUCAUCAGUGUCGAUUCAGCCGCUCAGUGCACAGCGGCCUCACCGGGGCCGCCGCCAUCCGAAGCCUUCUGAUCACACUUCCUCGACAUCCACAAUCGAGGGUGGGGGCUCCCAGCCAGGUUUUAGGAAAUGAUAUACUAUUAAGGGAGGUUUUGCCGAAUUUUAUGUAGAAAUUUAAGAUUAGGGUUUUCACCAUUUAAGUUAUUUUGGGCAGCUGAAAAAAACACUAAGGGGCCUAAUCGAAUGUUGAAGCCGACACACAACGUACGUAUGUCCAAAAAAAUGAUCAAGAUUGCGUAUGACUCGCGACAUCGUGGAGCGGCUACCUCGCAGCAGCAUAGCAGCAUCUCUACUAGUUGUAGUUUCGUUUUGGAUCAGAAGCUUGGUCAUCAUCAUGGCAAGGUUGUUCGAGGUAUGGGGAAGGUGCGGGUUCGUGAGAUGGGUGCCUCCUCUUCCAGACCGACCACAGGACAGGUCAUUGCCCUGACGAAGGAAGUGGAAACCCUAAAAGCUAAGAUUGCGGCCCAGGGUGAGAAGAUUGCGGCCCAGGGCGAGAAGUUGAGCAUGAUCUUACGGGCCUUACAGAUGUACGGCCUCCAAAUCCCGAUGCCAGCACCUAAUCUUGCUCCACCUUCAUCCUCCUAGCCACUUCGCCCAAUCGAUACCCAGUAGCAUGAUGCAUCAAACCCAGACAACUACUUGUAGUUUUUUCUUUUAUGUUCGGACAGCUUAUAUGUACAUUUUCAUAUAUUUUAUAAUUAAAUAUUUUUAUUGGUUUA
Pyrus x bretschneideri (Chinese white pear) is the source of this 1239-nucleotide messenger RNA. RefSeq lists its product as uncharacterized. The coding region runs from base 135 to 593 and encodes 152 amino acids. The transcript has 3 exons. Lineage: Eukaryota; Viridiplantae; Streptophyta; Magnoliopsida; Rosales; Rosaceae. The record is from RefSeq and is a predicted model, not a curated record.